GGCACAGCCAGCACGCGGAGUGACCAACUGACAGCCCCAGCCAUGAGCCCACGUCUCCUCCUCCCUCUGCUCUUAGCCGCCACCGCCGCGCUCUGCUGGGGUGCGCCGCCGGCCGGAGAGCUGCGCUGCCGCUGCGUGCGAGCCGUAGCCGAGCGCAUCCCGCCGCGGCACUUGGUCCAGGUGGAGCUCAUUCCCGAGGGACCGCACUGCGCCGCACCAGAAGUCAUAGCCACGACGAAACAGGGUCACACGCUGUGCCUCAGCCCUUCGGUGCCAUGGGUGAAGCUGCUCGUCGCCAGGUUCCUCAACAGCGCUGCACAGCGGAGCUGAGCUCGGCGAGACGCGGCCGGCGCUUGCGGGGCAUCCUAACGGAGCACCUUCGUGCUCGGGGGUCUGAGCGCGCGGGUCUGACUGCUGCGACAGGGAAGCACUGCUCUCAAGUUUUGUCCUCGUUUUCUGCCUUGAAAGCCUUGCUUUCAGGGUGUAUUGAAGGAGAAGACUUACAGAGAUUAUCCUGAAUUCUGUCAGUGGAAAAGCUUUGCCUGGACUCCAGCAUCAGCAAGCCGCUGAUGGGGCUCCUCAGACAUGUUAUGUGUUAUUUUGUAUGGUGUAAUGUCGUAACUUAUAUGAUGGCGUAUAUGUAGUGGCCAUUGCACUGAUGAAUGUUUUAUCGUAGUCCAAAUUCCCUUUUGGAACUGUAUGUAUGCAGUUCUCACGCUCUUCGUAUUUCUGUCCAGCAGAAAACUUAACAGGAGGAAUCCACUUCUAAAUAGUGGUAAUUAACUGCUGUCAGGGUGGGACCACCACAUGAUUUCUAUAUCUCCGCUAAUGGCAAUCUUUCCAAAUGUCAGACAAUGUGCCGUGUAUUUUAUGUGCGCUUACUGUGUAGAAACAUCAGCACACAACAGAAUAAUUGUAAAAAAGUGCCUGUAAACUAAAUGGAUUUUUUUUUCUAUAUGUUGAUUGCUAUGUAUGUUUCCUAAUUAAAAAAAAAAAUAAUAAUAAUCCUUUGUUAAUUACAGUGUUUUGCUUCUCAAAAAUAAACAUUAGGUAUGCCCAGUG
Molecule: messenger RNA, 1062 nt
Organism: Gallus gallus (chicken)
Lineage: Eukaryota; Metazoa; Chordata; Aves; Galliformes; Phasianidae
Gene: CXCL8
Product: chemokine (C-X-C motif) ligand 1-like
Exons: 4
Coding region: 43-330 (95 amino acids)
Biological process (GO): neutrophil chemotaxis; antimicrobial humoral immune response mediated by antimicrobial peptide; inflammatory response
Cellular component (GO): extracellular region
Molecular function (GO): CXCR chemokine receptor binding; chemokine activity
Source: RefSeq, a predicted model, not a curated record